AACGGGCAGUUCGCCGGGGGGAAAGCUCAGGCUAUGAACAUAUAUAAAUGUAUAUAAUUACAGCACGAUAGGAUUUGGAGAUAUCGUGCCUGGGCAAAGCCUGGGUGAAGGCUCGCAAGAAAAGCUGAUCGUCUGUGCGUUAUAUUUACUCUUUGGUAUGGCGCUGAUCGCGAUGUGCUUCAAGCUGAUGCAGGAUGAUGUGGUACAGAAGGCUCGAUGGCUAGGCCAAAAAAUCGGUAUUCUUGGUAAGUUAGCUGCACUUCUGUUCUGAAU
Molecule: messenger RNA, 273 nt
Organism: Gongylonema pulchrum
Lineage: Eukaryota; Metazoa; Nematoda; Chromadorea; Rhabditida; Gongylonematidae
Source: the annotation of a GenBank genome assembly